CGAUAUUUCCAAUUUUGUUGUUCUUGGACUGGAUGCGUGAUGCCUUACUACAAAUGUUUUUUUUCAUAAAAUGUAAACUAAAAUUUGUUUAAAAUAUGGGGCGAAGCAAGUUUCCAGGGAAGCCUUCAAAACACUGCCAUAGAAAAAGGGUAAAUGUGCUUCCUCCUACAGGAGAACUAACUCAUGGAAGCGAUAGUUCUUCAGUGACAGUUAUUGGAAGUUCUAAUGAAAAUAAACAGGAUGAAGAUCUCUCAGAAAAUGAAGGUGAAAGUACGGCUCAAACAGAGAAGUCAAAGCCCCUUAGAGAACAAAUAACAAGGAAACUUAGUACAUCUUUACGUAAGAACGGUCGGCAAAGAAACUUUAUAUCGAAAAUUCGAAAUAAAACUCCUUUGAAGUCAAACAGGCCAACUAGAAAUAAUUUAACAAAAAACCUGAUUCGCAAGGAUACACCAAACUUUGCAGGCAAAUUUAUCUUACCUUCAAGAAGUGUGCAUUCAUCAAGAGUAAUCAAACCAAAUAAACGUUUUAUUGAUCUUAAUGAAAGUAUUAAUGUGAAGAAAAAAGUACUCAGUAAGAGAUCCCUUAAGCAAUGCGAAGAGAAGGAUGAACCAACUAAUGAGACAAAAGACAUAAUGGCAUUUUCUAAUGGACAUAGGGUCAUAUUACGUCAGGCACGUUUAAAAUUGCCAAAUCAAGUGGGGACACAAAUUCCAUUUUCAACAAAGCUUCAUAAUGGACCUGGCACAAUAAUAUGUGGUGUUUGUGGUGCAGUUCGUUAUUACCGCUUUGUCAAACAGGCCAGAAAGUUUAAUAUUUAUAGUUGUGAAUCUUGUAGAAAAUUUAUAUCAAAACAAAUUAAGCGUCAGAAUGUUGGUUCAAGAAGUUCGAAUAUAUUACCAUGUCAAAUGGGACAGGGAACUUGCUAUGUACCUCCUGUAGUCCGUAGUCAACAUUGGAAAAUAGCAAAGUGUGCCUUUAGAUCAAGAUGCCCAGCCUGUUGGCUUAAGAUGUGUAUAAAGUCAUAUCAUUUACCUCUAACUUUGAAGCAGAAUCUCACACAGUUACUUCCAAAGAAUAUGAGGGGAUUUGACUUUUCAUUUAAUAACAGCUUACCACCUAUUUUGUGGCAAAAAAAUGUAGAAAGUCCCAUUAAGAGUCCGGAAGUAAUUGUUAAACAACGGCCUAUAAGGUUUAAACCUCCACAAAAGCCUCCAGUUAGUAUACCACUUGUAGCUUCUGACGUUAAAAGACAGAAAAUAGACUUAAAGGGUCCAAGAGUUAAACAUGUCUGCAGAAGUGCUUCUAUUGUUCUUGGGCAGCCCUUAGCUACAUUUAUAAAUGAUAGUAAUGAAAAGAAAAUUACUAGUGACUUGCAAGAAAGUAUUAGUGAAAAGUGUAUUGUUAGUGACAUUGUAAAAAUUAGUGAUCCAUUUAAAAUUGAUUCUCCCAGUGGAACUGAUGAAGAACUAAUAUCGAAUAGUAGUAAUAGUUGUAAAAGUUUCUCAGAGAAAAAUAUUUUACCGAAAAAGGAAAGAUCUAAAUGUUCUCCAAUUAUGAUAACUAAAGAGGUUAGUAUUACACCAACCAUAGAGGAACCUCAAAUUGCCACAGGAAUAUUAUUAGAUUACUCUCAAGAACUAAAUUUUGAAAAUCGGUAUAAAUAUGGAUUUUCUGUUGUUACAUCACAGAAAACUUCUGCUGGUGCCAUUUGUUUUCUUUGUGGUAGUGCUGGACUUCAACAUAUGCUAAUAUGUUCAGUUUGUUGUGAACCAUACCAUUCUUUUUGUAUAGAAAGUUUUGGCAUUCGUAUUAGUUCGAAUGAAAACUGGAUGUGCAUAAGAUGUAUUCCGUGCCAGCAAUGUAAAGGUUUCGACAGAAGUAAAGUUAGUUGCCCUAAAUGCCUUAAAAUCUAUCAUAAUGAUUGUUUUAGUAGUAAGGAAGAUUCUAGUUAUUCUAAAAUGGUUUGUAACGAAUGUAGAAAAUGUCAGGAUUGUGGAACAGCCACCGCUUAUAAUAUGUCAAGUUUUCCAGCCAAUAUGCCACUUUGUCUUAACUGUAUAAAUAAGAGAAAAGUAGGAAUGUACUGUCCUAUUUGCCAGCAUUCCUUCGAAGAAAGUAUGACUUCUAAGAUGUUGGAAUGUUCAAAGUGUAAGCAAUGGGUUCAUUCAGAAUGUGAGAAGCUGACUAGUGAGCAGUAUGAUAUUUUAAAAUUGUUGCCAGUUUCUACAAAUUUUACAUGCAGUCAGUGCUUAAACGGCUCACCACCUACUUGGUAUGGGUCUGUACAAAACGAAUUAUAUCAUAAUUUUAAUCAAAUUCUGAGGUUGCUAAUUAAGAAUAAAUCUGCUAGAAGUAUGCUGAAAAGAGCGGGGCUUAGAGGAAGUCAGUUUAGAAGGCAUUUAUUGACUAAUGUCUUAGAUAUAGAUAACAACAAUUGUAACAAAGAUAUUGAUAAAAUUUACUCAUUUGAGGAAAGUGAAAAAAUUCAAAAAGAAACUAACUCAACUAUUAAUACUCUUAUAGACAUUAAAAAUAGGCUGUGUGAAUAUAACUCUGUAAAAAAGUUCAACAACGAUAUGAAAGUAGCUUUAAAAACAUUUCAUUCGGAACAAAUACUUGUGAUUUAUAAGAAUAUUUUUCAAAAUGUUUUCCCUUGGUUUUCUCAAGUGCAUGAGGCAGCUGAAGACAUAGCACAGGUUCCAUAUUGUCACAUCCGUUUAAAACACAGAAGUAAUUUAAUAAAAUACCCUGCAUUGCCUAAUAAAGAUACAGAUAACAGAACUUGUGCUCUUUGUCAAAAUAUAGGAGAUCAGUUAGAUUAUAAUGAAUCUAGACUAUUAUAUUGUGGUAGUAAUGUUUGGAUUCAUGGCAAUUGUGCAUACUGGUCCAUAAACGUUUAUGAAGAACUAGACAAUCAUUUGCAAAAUGUUACAGACACUAUAGCGAAAGGUAAAUCAGAAAAAUGUUCUUUAUGUGACAAAAUGGGAGCUAGUUUGCAGUGCUACACUUGCAGAAAUGAAAGCUACCAUUUUAUGUGUGCAAGAAAAGCAAAUUUCACUUUUCAAGCUGUUAAUAAAUCUUGUUAUUGUCCUAAACACUCUCCAGAGGAUUCACAUUACGUUUUAAAAUCUGACGAAGAUUUUGAAUUAAAUAAGUGUCUUUUUGUGGAACAAUACCCCAAAGAAAACAUUAGAUCUGAACCUGAAGAUGUCAAUUGUGCUGUUGGUUCUUUGAGUAUUACAAAUUUAGGAAAAAUAGAACCAUUUAUUUCAGAUACCACAGAUGCUAUUAUUCCUACUGGAUUUAUAUGUUAUCGCGUUUUCUGGUCAACUAUUGAACCAUGGGGACUGAUUACUUAUUCUAUUAAGACAUCUGUUCUUAAUCCAAAUUGCACGACGUUGACCGUUGAUAAAAAUUUUACUGUUGACCACACAUUAGAAAAGAAUUUAGUUGAUAAAGCUCUUAGAGAUAUCAGUGACUGGCAAAGAGUGUAUGAAAAAAGAUCAGAUGAAAUAGACUCGGAAGAUGAGGAAGAAAAGAAUGGAGCAGAACUUUUAUCUCCUGAACUUACUGAUACAAUUUUAGAAGACCUGCCUCAUGAUAUUUUGGAUGGUAUUUCAGUACAAGACAUUUUUCCUAAUUUUAGUUAUGAAGAUAUGCUUAAUCUAGAUAAUAGUAACACUGAAAGCAUAGCAGAGUCGUUGAGAAAACCUGAAGAUGACGAUUCAACAGUGGAAACCACAGAUUUUAAGUAUACCGGUAGAGAAUUAAUCAGAACAAAGUCUGAUCCAGGCGUUAAACCAAGAAUACCACCUCUAAGCCUUACGUUAAGUUAUAAAUUAGAUAGUGCUCUUCCUCCUGUAACAAAGAAGAGAAAGCUAACUAAAGAAUCUCCUAGUAAUAUGCUAUUACUUCAAGUGGAUGGAACAUUUGAUGAUAGCAGUUCCAGUGAAUGUGGAUCUCCAGUAGAAACUAAUUCAAUAAAUCCUUGGGGUAUAUCAGAAGAACCAGUCACUUGUGAAAAAUGUCAAUGCACUUAUCGCACCCAGGCAAGUUACAAAAGGCACCUAGACACAUGUGAGGUACUUUGCACAAGUGAGAGUGACUCUGAAAAUAUACCAGAACAGGAGGCAAUCACUCACAUGAAUGAUGAAAUUAUAGUAUCUAAUACACAACCUAUAGAAGUUACUGUUCAGGUAAAUGAGCCUACACAACCUGUCCUCAUACAAGCAUAUGAAUCAUAUCAAAGUCAAAUGCAUACCUCUGUUGUAAAUGUUAUGCCAGAGGCAACACAAACACAGCAACCAGUUACUGUCCAGCCUACCAUCACAAUAGCAGAACCGCAAUCUACCCCAACUAUUUCUAUACCAGUUCCUCUAUGUGUAGGCCCAUCCAUCACUCCACAGAUUGUACAGCCAUCUAUAGAAUAUCAACAGGUCCAACAAGUGCAACAAACGCAGACGCAGCCUAUGACUUUACAGCAAGUCCAACAAGUCCUGGUUCAGAGACAACAGCCAGCGCGAAGAGAGCCUGUAGUCUUACAACCGAUUCAGCCAGCGCCUGCAUCAGGCUUUGUGCCGUUUGUCGACGCAUUUGGCCAGCCACAAACCAAUCAGAGUGUUCAAUAUGUGCAGAUUGCCCCACAAGUUCAACCGCAAACGCAGCUACUACAAAUUAGAUCGGAUGGCAACGUCAUUGGCAUUUUACCUAGUUUACAGCCUACUACAAUGAUUGUUCAGCAACCCCAACAGUUAGUAUUAGACAGUAGUGGUACAUUUGGAUGGGCUCAACAGCCCCAACCACAGAUCUAUUACGGGUUUGAGACGAUCGUUCAAAACACUGUUAUGCAGAGUCAACAAUUUCUUCCUACACCUGUUCCUGGUGUUCUCGCUGCCAACAGCAGCUACAGCACCACUACCCAAGUCUUCCAAACCAGCAAACUAGAGCCAGUUCUUGAUGUUUCAUCCAACAGUUUUGUAUUAGUCAAUCCUAGUCAACUCGAAAUACCGCAACAGUAUCAGCAAAGUCAACCGGCCACUGUAGUGACAUCACAAACUCCUACAAUUAUUUAUUCUCAACCGUCCACAACGCAAAAGCCGAUCGCUGCAGCUCCUCAAAAUUGCAUCAGCUUACCUACAACGCCAUUCUUAUCAGACCAAAACAUUCCUAUGAACAUUGUCCCUCCAAUUCCCAAACCGCCCACUUCACAUGCCAGGCCCAUGAGCAGGGUUUUACCUAUGCCUACAAGUUCUAUUAAAACGUCCAAGAAAGUUGCCGACGUCUCAAAAAUAUUCCCAGAAGCCGAGAAACCACUACAAACUAAAAUGGAGGAGAAUAAGUUUAUCUUUACAAAAGACGUCAUCAAAGUUGUUGAUAGUCCGAAAUCUAGAAACAGAAAAUUUGAAAUAUUGGACUAUAAGAUCAUCAAAAGUCGGCCAGUUUCUAAUCCUGAGACGAAACAACAGAUAUUUAAAGUAGAAGAAAAAUCGUUCAAAGAAUUCGAGCCUAUCGAAAAAAUUCCUGAAUUAUCGCGAUAUGAACCUCUGAAGGAAAUAGAGAAAGUAAAAAUAGAUAUGUUUGAAGAACCAAUUAAAUCAUUUGCUAUGCUGGAGAAUGAGAAAUUCAUGAAAUUUGAUGCCUUGAAAAACCUGGAUACUUUAGAAAAUCGUUUGAAAAGCUUUGAUACUUUACAUUUACAGAACCCAGUAAAAAAUAUUGAUCCAGAGCCACGACCUUUAAAAAUUAAACCUAAAGCUGUACAUAACACCGUGACUGAGAGCAGAUUGAAAAAAUUAGAAAUCUUAGAACGCCAGUUUAGUUUGAACACGCCCAAACAAUUAGACAAUCACUUUAGAAAGAACUGCUCUGGGGUAACUGUUCAGAAACAUCAAAUUUUAGACCGCUUGCAGACUAACAGUCCUUUAACAACCAAUAAAGAAAUUGAUAUGAGCGCAAAGCAAGAGACUGUACAAACAAAAUCUAUUGAAGUGAAACAAUCACAAUCCUUAGAUAUGCCGAAACUUGAAGAUUUUGAUAAGAUCAAAGAAGGCGUUAAUGUAAAAAUGAAUAAGACCAAUGAACAAACAAUUGUUAUUUCAGAAUUUAACAUACGACCAAGCGAUAAUUGUAUUCAGCCACAACCUUCUAAUAUCACAAAGCCACCAGUUGUAAUUGCCCCAAUGCCUAAACAAGAACAGCACAUAAAAGGUGAAGAAAAGGAGAAAAUAAUUGAGAAGCUACCCUUAGAAGUUAUCACAGAUCCCAUUCCUAAACCGCCUAAAAAGGAGUCAAGCUCUUAUGGAGCUCCUUCGAUACUUUACACGGUAGAAAACAAACAAGGGUUUAAAUACUCAUCUACGUCAAUAUCGGACUGUUGGUCUAAAGUUUGGGAAGCUGUACAACACGCUAGGGCAACACAUAACAUGCCUCCGUUACCAACUGAAGGCAAACAAUUAAAAUCUGUCCAGUUAAUUGGACUGAAAUCUAACCACGUUAAGUACCUCGUAGAACAGCUUCCUGGAGCUUCAAAGUGUAUGAAGUACAAGACUUUAUUCAACUUCACACCUCAUCCCCUUGACUCAUUAGAUGCAUCUGCUCAUGGAUUAGGUGCCAUCAGAUGCCAACCUCACAAACAGAGAAAUACAGAGCCCAACGACAUGUUUAGCUGGCUUUCUUCAAAACACAGAAGACCUUCCAUGUCAUUGGAUUCUCAGAUAGUUCAAUCCAGGAGAGUCAACAGUUUUCCUAUGGCUAUGAAAUUUAGGAACUUAAAGCAAACUUCAAAAUGGUCUGUCGGGGUAUACCGGUCGAAGAUACAUGGGAAAGGGCUGUUCUGUUUAAGGGAUAUUGAAUCUGGUGAAAUGGUCAUUGAAUAUGCUGGAGAGGUCAUAAGAUCAAUUUUAACAGAUAAGAGAGAAAAAUUCUACAAUUCUAAAGGGAUCGGAUGCUAUAUGUUUAGAGUGGAUGACAAUUUUGUUGUGGAUGCAACAAUGAAAGGCAACGCAGCUAGAUUUAUUAAUCACUCUUGUGAUCCAAACUGCUACUCAAAAGUUGUGGAAAUUCUGGGACACAAGCAUAUAAUAAUAUUUGCUUUAAGAAGAAUUUUAAGCGGCGAAGAAUUGACAUACGACUACAAAUUUCCAUUUGAAGAAGACAAAAUUCCAUGCACUUGUGGUGCGAGAAGAUGUCGAAAAUUUUUGAACUAAUCUGCCAGCGUUUGGGGUGGAUGAUACAACUGCUAGGGAGAUAAGCUAUAAUUGUUACUGUAAAUAUGUGUAUAAACUUAUAUUAACUUUUUCUAACUUUUAAUAUGUAAUAUCUCUUUCAAAGAGAGCUAAUGUAACUGUUGAACAGACUAACAUUUUACAGUUGUGUAUAAUAUGCAGUGUUUUUUUGUCUUAAAGCACCUACAUACACCAUUCAAGCAAAUACAUUUUUAAAAUAAUAGUGGUAAGUCUUUUUGUAAAGUCAGUAUUUGAAAUUUUGUAAGUUUGGCUGUGAGUAUUACAUGCAUUUGUGCCAUUGGUUGUGUAGGUGCUGGGCCUUUGAAAAAUUUGUUAUAUGAUAAAAGAAAACAUCUUAUGUGAUAUGUAGUUUUUUCAAAUUUUUAUAGCUAGGUCUGAUAUUGCUUUUUUAUUAACAAUAGUAUUUGGAUAAUGUUUUACUACUGUAUUUUCAUGUUCUCUAGGAGGCAACAUUGCUCGGAUAUUCAUAACAAAAAUAUGAUAUACAGGAACGUAAACAUUUUUUAAAUUCCUGAUAAUGCUACUUGUCCUACAUUGUAAUUUUACUUUAUACUGAAAAAAAGUGAGUUUUGGAAUUUUAUAUUGUAAAUCUUUAUAUUUAUUAUUUAUUUUUGUAAAAAGAUAAAUACAUGUUUAAACAGAAGCUUUAUAAAUAUUAUAUAUUAUAUAUCGCAUAUUUUUUCUUAAUUUCAGAAAACAUAGUGUACAGUUUAUAUAAACCGUAUAUGCUUAUUAUCUCAUUGCCUUCUUUAGAUAAGAUUUUUAUAUUUUGUUAACACUAGUUUUAAUAUCAUUUAAACUUCACGCAUUUUAAACAGUUAAGACAUCACAGGUACUUAUGCAAUAGUUUUACCUUUUUAUACGAUAGGCAAUAUGUUUUACUCUUGAAGCUUUAAUGCAAUACCAGUUUUUUUUUAAUUUUAUCUUUGCCAUUUUUACUCUAUACAAUAAGUCCUAGUUUAUUACAUCACUAUUAAACCUGACAUAGUGUACAAGACUCAUUGUAGAUAAUUAGCUUUAAUAAUUGAAUGACAAUAUGAACAUAUCAAUUUGAGUCCCAUGGGUAGAUUUGGUUCUACCUUGU
Messenger RNA from Sitophilus oryzae (rice weevil), 8331 nucleotides. It is a transcript of the gene trx, whose product is annotated as histone-lysine N-methyltransferase trithorax. Gene Ontology annotation, cellular component: nucleus; histone methyltransferase complex. The record is from RefSeq and is a predicted model, not a curated record. The coding region runs from base 96 to 7208 and encodes 2370 amino acids. Gene Ontology annotation, biological process: positive regulation of DNA-templated transcription. Gene Ontology annotation, molecular function: histone H3K4 methyltransferase activity; sequence-specific DNA binding; DNA-binding transcription factor activity. The transcript is spliced from 8 exons. NCBI's taxonomy places the organism in Eukaryota, Metazoa, Arthropoda, Insecta, Coleoptera, Curculionidae.